Messenger RNA from Triticum urartu, 805 nucleotides. NCBI's taxonomy places the organism in Eukaryota, Viridiplantae, Streptophyta, Magnoliopsida, Poales, Poaceae. The record is from RefSeq and is a predicted model, not a curated record.
CCCGGCCCCUUCUCCCGCCGAGAGUUCCGGUCGGCGCAGGCGCUCGGCGGACACAUGAACGUGCACCGCCGCGACCGAGCUCGUCUCCGGCAGUGCGUCUCCCCGCCAGACCAUCAAGCACAGCCCCAGCCGACAAGCCCUCAUGAUCAUCAUGAGCACCUUCAGCCAGGGAUGCAGUAUAGGGCGGCAGUGCGCCCUAAAUCUCCACAGGAUCAGCAGGCCAGCAUGAUAGGCCCCUCUACUACCUCUCCUUCCUAUAUAUCCAGCAUCAUCAAAGAGAGCAGGAACAAGGUGUUCAUCUCCAUGCCUGCUGAGGAAGCCUCGGAAAGCGGCGAUGAGGGGGAAAGGAGGAAGCGCAGGCGUGUCGUCGAUCAGCCUCCAGCGGUGGCGCUACCGUUCUUCCUGCGGUGGUCACCAGCAUCAAGUGAAAGAGAGGGAAUGCAAGGAGCUGACGACGGUGAUACAAAGGUACCCAAAGCAGCCCCAAGCCCUAGCCCUCUCCUUCUUGGAGUAGGCCGGCAAGAAGUGGAUCUAGAGCUUAGGCUUGGGACUAGCUAGCUGCUGCUCCCAAAGUUGCAUGAUUUAAUCUUCUAAUUUUGCACUUCCAACUCGAUCGUGUGCGUGAGUGUUCAUGCUUCAGUUCUUCUUUUUCCCCUCGGUCUCUAUUUCGUUUGUGCUUAAUUCUUCUUGAUUGCCCUUAGUCAAUUUAUCCGAAUCCAAAAGCUUGUUUCUCUACAUAUGUGUGUAUAUAUGUAUGUCGAUUGAACUCUGCAAAAGCUCAAAUCAAAUCAUGUUACAAUUUGUA